GAUGAGGAGGGAGCUCACAUCUCCUCUGCGCUUCUGUUACCGAUUUAGAUCAGAUUCAGAUAGAAAUCCAGGACUAGCUUACCGGGAAUGAGAAAAUGGAGAACCUUAAUUAGUUUAGAAGCUUGCUUUGUAGAGAAAAAGUAUUUUUGUUGCAUAUUUUUUUCCGUAGCUCACCAGACGAUUGCUGAUGUAUUUCUAACGCGGUUGCAGUUACGAUUUUGUUUCAAAAUGGAAUUUGAGUGUGCAAACACAGCUUUAUUAUCGGAAUAUGGAGCGGUAUGAUACGGAAUUGAUACUGUAUUUUACGCUUUUUGCUGUUGUCCAAUUAAAUAGAUAUCGAUAGCUCUGGAUUUUUUUUUUAAUACCUCGUUUUACUUCUGUCAUUGCUGUCGUCAGUUAAAUCAUUUUCCCCACACAUGCAUUUUUGGUAAAAUAGCGGUCGCUGGUCUGUGAGAGCAAACGCGGGUUUCAUGCGAGAUCGUUUUAGCGCGAACGGUCAGUCGGUGUGAAACUGAUCAACUUCGGCUGGUCUUUAGAAUGUCUCGCCGCAAGCAAGCGAAACCAAGAUCGCUGAAAGACCCAGAGUGCGCGCUAAGUCCGACGGAGGAUGAACCGGAGGCGGAGCUGAGGAGGGGGCCUCUCGCAUCGGAGGAGCCCGAGGACGGCGGCGAGGAAGAGGAGGAGGAGGACGCGACGCUGCUAAGCUGCCCAGUUUGCCGGCAGGUGUUGGAGACGCCAGGCGACCUCGCCGAGCACAAGAUUAAUCAGUGCCACCUGACAGAUGGGGCCGAUGUAGAUGAUGACCCAUCCUGCUCUUGGCCUGGCUCUUCACCUUCCAGCAAAGACCAGGCAUCCCCGGAGCACGGGGACGAGGCCGAUUUCGGAGAAGAGGAGGGCCGCGGCGGGCUGCCCUACCCCUGCCAGUUCUGUGACAAGUCGUUCAGUCGCCUCAGCUUCCUGAAGCGCCACGAACAGAGUCACGGCGACCGCCUGCCCUUCAAGUGCACCUUCUGCAGCCGCCUAUUCAAGCACAAGCGCAGCCGUGACCGGCACGUCAAGCUGCACACGGGUGACAGGAAGUACCACUGCCGCGAGUGCGGCUCUGCUUUCUCCCGCAGCGACCACCUCAAGAUCCACAUGAAGACGCACGCUGUAGGCAAGCCGCACAAGUGCACCGUGUGCCGCCGCGCCUUCCAGUCCUCCAGCUCCCUGCACAGCCACAUGCAGGUCCACGAGCGGGCCAAGGACAGCGGCCAGGGCCUGUCCGCCGAGGACGACUGGAAAGUGAGGGAGACCCAGAAGUGCAGCCAGUGCGAGGAGGGCUUCAAUGCCCCUGAGGACCUGCAGAAGCACAUUUCAGAGUGCCACCCGGAGUGCUCGCCAAGUCAAGACAGCAGCGCCCUGCCUUGCAUCUACUGCAAGGAGCUUUUCGCCGAUGAGGGUGCCCUCCUGGGCCACAUCGAGCAGGCCCACACACGUGACAAGAAGAGCCAUGCGUGUGCUGUCUGCUCCGAGCGCUUCCGCACGGUCGAGGACCUCUACAGCCACAUGGACGUCCACCAGCAGCCCGAGUCAAGUAACCACAGCAACAGCCCCUCGCUGCUCACGGCGGGCUACACCUCCGUGUCCAGCACCACUCCGGACUCCAACCUCUCGGUCGACAGCUCCACCGUGGUGGAUGCCGCACCGCCCUUGCCCAAAACCCGGCGGCGGAAACGAGCCGCCCAGCAUGCGGCCGGAAUGGCCAGGCUGUCCUCCAAGCAAUCCAAGGUCACAUACAGCUGCGUCCACUGCAACAAGCAGUCGUUUUCCAGCCUGGCCGUGCUGCAAAUUCACCUGAAGACUAUGCACAUGGACAAACCCGAGCAAGCGCACACCUGUCAGUAUUGCCUCGAGGUGCUGCCCUCACUCUACAACCUCAAUGAGCAUCUCAAGCAGGCUCAUGGCACCCACGACCCCAACGCUCUGCUCUCUCCUGCCACGCUCCAGUGCAACUUCUGUCCCGAGGUGCUCGUCGACCUCAACGGUCUGCAAGAACACAUCCGGUGCCUGCAUGGUUUCCCCAGCCCAGUGGCGAAAGAGAGCAAUGCCUUCUUCUGUCCUCAGUGCUUCAUGGGCUUCCUCACAGAGGCCAGUCUGGAGGAGCACAUCCGUCAAACGCACUGCGACGGGGGAAGCCUGCGUUUUGACUCCCCCUUAGCUGGGACCCCUAAGGAUCCCAUUGUUGAGGUCUACUCAUGUUCCUAUUGCACCAACUCACCCAUAUUCAACACCGUCCUGAAGCUGAACAAGCAUGUCAAAGAGAACCACAAGAACAUCCCCCUAGCACUUAACUAUAUUAAUAAUGGCAGGAAGUCCCACUUGACUCUCAGUCCACUGUCCCCCAUGUCUGUGGACCAGUCCUCCUUGAAACAAAGUGGGUCCUCAUCCCGCUUGAGCAGUGAAUUUAUCUGCAAUCAGUGUGGGGCGAAAUACUCUAGUUUGGAUUUGUUUCAGACUCACCUGAAGAUGCACAUGGACACUAGUCUCCCAGAGCUGACUUGUCCACAGUGCAACAAAGAGUUCCCGAAUCAGGAGUCCCUGCUGAAACAUGUGACCACCCAUUUCAUGAUCACCUCCACUUACUACAUCUGUGAAAGCUGUGACAAGCAGUUCACCACGGUGGAUGACCUGCAGAAGCACCUGCUCGAGAUGCACACUUUUGUGUUCUUCCGCUGCACGCUCUGCCAGGAGGUUUUUGACUCCAAGGUCUCCGUCCAGCUUCAUCUGGCUGUCAAGCACAGCAAUGAGAAGAAGGUAUACCGCUGCACCUCCUGCAGCUGGGACUUCCGACACGAGUCAGAUCUGCAGCAGCACGUCAAGCACAACCACCUGGAGAGCCAGGGCAAAGUACACAAGUGCAUCUUCUGUCGAGAGGCUUUCGGCACUGAGGUGGAACUGCAGUGCCACAUCACCACCCACAGCAAGAAGUACAAUUGCAUGUUCUGCAGCAAGGCUUUUCACUCCAUCGGCCCUCUGGAGAAGCACCUCCGAGAGAAGCACUGCAUCUUUGACUCGAAGCCACAGAACUGCGGGGCCAAUGGUGCCUCUGUGGGACCCGAGCCCACCCCCAAGGAUGAUGCAGAACUGCAGGGCAUUGUGGCCAACAGCCAUGAAUCCCACAACAGCCACAACGGCAGUGAGGAGGAUAUAGACACCUCUGAGCCCAUGCAUAGCUGUGACAUCUGUGGCGCUGCUUACACCAUGGACACCCUGCUGGCCAACCACCAGCUGCGCGACCACAAUAUUCGCCCAGGUGAGAGCGCCAUGGUCAAGAGGAAGGCCGAGAUGAUCAAGGGCAACCACAAGUGCACGGUCUGCUCUAAGACUUUCUUUUCUGAGGGGGGGCUCCGGGAACAUACGCAGACCCACCUCGGCCCUGUCAAGCACUACAUGUGUCCCAUCUGCGGCGAGCGCUUCCCAUCCCUCCUCACCCUCACCGAGCACAAGGUCACCCACAGCAAGAGCCUGGACACGGGAAGCUGCCGGAUAUGCAAGAUGCCCCUGCAGAGCGAGGAGGACUUCCUGGAGCACUGCCAGAUGCACCCGGACCUGAGGAACUCCCUGACGGGCUUCCGUUGUGUGGUCUGCAUGCAGACGGUGACGUCCACCCUGGAGCUCAAGAUCCACGGUACCUUCCACAUGCAGAAGACUGGCACCGCCAUGACUGUACAGCCGGCCGGACGUGCCCUCCAGCUCUCGCAGAAGAUCUACAAGUGCGCCUCGUGUCUCAAGGAGUUCCGCUCCAAGCAGGAUCUGGUGAAGCUGGACACCAGUGGCCUCCCUUACGGGUUGUGCUCCGCCUGCACAGGGGUGGGGAGUCAAAGCUCCAGCCCGGCUGUGAAUGGCAGGAAGCAGCAGCAGCACGAAGCCACCGCCCUGGCUUAUGCAGAGAGGCUCAGCCCUGGUGAGGCUAGGGCUAAGACCACCCCUGUCAAGACAAGGUGCUCAAGCUGCAACGUCAAGUUCGAGUCGGAGACGGAGCUUCAGGGCCACAUGCUGUCUGUCCACAGGGACGUGGGGGGCGACAACCACGGCGGCCCAACUCGAACACCCCAGGUUUCCCCCAUGCCCAGGGCCAGCCCCUCCCAAGUCGAAGAGAAGAAGACUUACCAGUGCAUAAAAUGUCAGAUGGUCUUCUACAGCGAAUGGGACAUCCAGGUCCACGUCGCGAACCACAUGCUCGGCUGGAGCGCUCCUGAAAUGAACCCAGAGAGCCGUGUGACACGUCGGGGGGGCAGGGGCUUAGAGGAAGGACUGAACCACGAGUGCAAGCUGUGCAGCCAGUCGUUCGACUCACCCGCCAAACUGCAGUGUCACCUGAUCGAGCACAGCUUUGAGGGCAUGGGUGGCACUUUCAAGUGUCCCGUCUGCUUCACAGUCUUUGUCCAGGCCAGCAAGCUGCAGCAGCACAUCUUCUCGGCCCAUGGGCAGGAGGACAAGAUCUACGACUGCUCCCAUUGCCCCCAGAAGUUCUUCUUCCAGACAGAGCUACAGAACCACACAUCGAGUCAGCAUAGCAGCUGACAGGACGAAUGGGCUGGCAGACGGAGUGCGGAAAAGCCAGGGGUGGGUUUACCCCUCAGAGAGAUGGAGGAGAUCUCCUGGCUUUGCUGUUUCUUCGUCAGCGCUUGCCGGAAGAUUGUAGGAUCAUCAGUGACCCGUCUCUCCCCCCCCAAUCCACCCACCACCUGUAUUGCCCUCCAUGCAUCAGUCCCAUCAUUGCCGAUACAGGCCACCGGAUCCGAAAAGCCAAUGGUUUCGCCUGGUCUGUCCCUGUUCACCAUGCAGAUAGACUGCUGGUCUUACGCCGCCGUUAUGGUCAGAUCUCCUCACUGGAGAGUGAGUCUCCUUUGAUAAGUCCUGUAUGUGCAAAUCUCCACUCGGUCCAGCCAACCUGUAUGCUACUAUUAUCGAUGUUUGUUAUCUAACCAUGGUCUGGAGAUAAUGGAAUUGUUUUUUGCAAUGGGAAAUAAAUCCAGUUUAACUUCAGCA
Paramormyrops kingsleyae is the source of this 5034-nucleotide messenger RNA. Its product is annotated as zinc finger protein 521-like. NCBI's taxonomy places the organism in Eukaryota, Metazoa, Chordata, Actinopteri, Osteoglossiformes, Mormyridae. Gene Ontology annotation, molecular function: RNA polymerase II cis-regulatory region sequence-specific DNA binding; DNA-binding transcription factor activity, RNA polymerase II-specific. Gene Ontology annotation, biological process: regulation of DNA-templated transcription. The record is from RefSeq and is a predicted model, not a curated record.